AUGGCCUCUCAAAACCGCGACCCAGCUGCUGCCAGCGUCGCCGCCGUUAGCAAGGGAGCCGAGCCCAGCGGGGGUGCCGCCCGGGGCCCGGUGGGCAAGAGGCUACAACAGGAGCUGAUGACCCUCAUGAUGUCUGGUGACAAAGGGAUUUCCGCCUUCCCUGAAUCAGACAACCUGUUCAAAUGGGUAGGGACCAUCCAUGGAGCAGCCGGCACAGUAUAUGAAGACCUGAGGUAUAAGCUCUCACUCGAGUUCCCCAGUGGCUACCCUUACAACGCACCCACGGUGAAGUUCCUCACGCCCUGCUACCACCCCAACGUAGACACCCAGGGGAACAUCUGCCUGGACAUCCUCAAGGAUAAGUGGUCCGCGCUGUAUGAUGUCAGGACCAUCUUGCUGUCUAUCCAGAGCCUGCUAGGAGAACCCAACAUCGAUAGCCCGUUGAACACACAUGCUGCUGAGCUCUGGAAAAACCCCACAGCAUUUAAGAAGCACCUGCAAGAAACCUAUUCAAAGCAGGUCUCCAGUCAAGAGCCCUGA
This is a messenger RNA of Microtus oregoni (creeping vole), 540 nucleotides long. Its product is annotated as ubiquitin-conjugating enzyme E2 C-like. The transcript has a single exon. Lineage: Eukaryota; Metazoa; Chordata; Mammalia; Rodentia; Cricetidae. The coding region runs from base 1 to 540 and encodes 179 amino acids. The record is from RefSeq and is a predicted model, not a curated record.